Closterium sp. Naga37s-1 is the source of this 1878-nucleotide messenger RNA. NCBI's taxonomy places the organism in Eukaryota, Viridiplantae, Streptophyta, Zygnematophyceae, Desmidiales, Closteriaceae. The record is from the annotation of a GenBank genome assembly.
AUGUCGUCGGAAAUGUCACCGCCCAAUAAGAAGCGUACUUCGGAGCGGCAAAUCACGAAGGACGAUUUCCAGGAAGACGACAACGAGGAGCCAUCAGGAUCAAACCCCUGGGCGGGAGGGUUUCAGAAAGCUACUUACGAGGUAAUGGCGACUCGACGCAUCGUUAAAGCGCGCCGGCCUGCAGGAGGCGCAACCGCGUCUCCCCCGCCCGCCGCUCCCGCAGCCGCUGCGCCGCCGGAAAAACCGGCUCCGGCGGCUGCUGACAUGGCAGGCGGGUCCGACGUGGCGGAAGCGAAGGAGCAGGCGGAGGAGGAGGGGACGGAGGAGGUGAGUUCUGGCGGCAAGCGCGCGAAGAAGGCGCGAUCCGACGGCGCGGAGGAGGAGAAGGCGGCGGAAGCUUCUGCGAAGGAGGGGGACCAGGCGGGAGAGAAGAAAACGGAAGACGGUAAGGUUAGCGAAGACGCCACAAAAGAGGAUACGGCAGCCGCGGAGAAAGAAGGAUCGGGGGAAAGCGACAAGCAGGAGGCGAAGGCGGAGGGAGCGAAUGGCGCGGGAGCAGCGGCAAGCCCGACUGGGUUCGUGGGUUUCGCCAAGGCGGCUCCAGGGUUCAAUCCUUUCCUCUCCUCCACCACCGCCGCGUCUUCCGGCGGAGGUUUCGCCUCGUUCUCCUCUUCCGCCUUCGCGUCCCCCUUUUCCGCCGCUUCCGCCUCCUCCGGUUCCUCCGCGUUCUCAUUUACCUUCCCCGCCACCACCUCCGCAUCCCCCGCUGCCGGUUCCGCCGCCGCAACCGGCGGCGGGUCGUCGAUCUUCCCCGCCGUUUCGAGCAUUUUCGGGUCGGGGGCGACAGCCAAUGGGAGCAGCGCAAGCGGCGCGAUUGGCGCGACUCCGGGCCUGGGUAUCGGGUUUGGCAGCAGCAGCGGGGCUGGCAGCGGCGCGCCAGCUGUCACGCUGUCGGCGGUCCACGUGGCGACAGGGGAGGAGAAGGAGCGCGCGGUUUUCGCGGCGGAUGCGACGCUGUUCGAAUUCGGAGAGGGGGGGAAGUGGAAGGAGCGGGGGAAGGGGGAAGUUCGGCUAAACGUGCAGGCGGAAGAGGAGGGGGAGGGGGAGGGGGAGGAGAAGGGGGAUGAGGGGAAGGAGGAGAAGGAAGAAAAGGAAGGGACUGAGACAACGGAGAAGGAAGGGGAGGAGAAGAAGGGAGGAGAGAAAGAGGAUAAGGAGGAGGAGAAGAAAGAGGAGGAGACGGAUGGGAAAGAGGGAGAGAAGGAAGAGAAGGACACGUCAGCAGAAAAGGCCAAAACAGAGAAGCGGCCAGCUCGGCUGGUCAUGCGAGCGAAGGGCAACUUCCGUCUUCUUCUGAACGCGAAUCUUUUCCCGGAUAUGAAAGUCACCCGGAUGGAUGGGCGGGGAAUUUCGUUUGCUUGUGUGAACAGUACCUGUGAGGAGAAGGAGAAGGAGAAGGAGAAAGAGAAGGAGAAGGAAGGGGGUGGUGCAGCAGCAGCAGUUGGUUUGACGAUGCUGGCGCUUCGUUUUAAGGACGUGGCUCAUACAGAGGAGCUGCUGUCGCUCAUUAACGAGUACAAGGGCGGCAAGGGGAAGGAUGCUUCCGAGAAAGCAAGGGGAGUGGAUUGUGAGAAGGAAAGGAUAAUUGAGGUGCAGGUGCAGUGGUUGGUGGAUUCCUCUUUUCACUGCAGUCCUCAUGCCUUCCUACUGCGGGCCAAGUCAAGUCACUGCUCUUCACAUGCUUGCUGCUCCAAGAAUGGAGCCGGGAAGGAAGCACAGAAGGCCCUCUCAUCCGUCCCCGCCCGCUCCCUUUUGUCUUCUUCCUCGAGUUCCAAGUCUGCAUUUUCUGCGUUAUUGGAGAAGGAUGGCCUGUCCUAA